Alosa alosa (allis shad) is the source of this 2112-nucleotide messenger RNA. Its product is annotated as nuclear factor of activated T-cells, cytoplasmic 2-like. Gene Ontology annotation, biological process: cytokine production; calcineurin-NFAT signaling cascade; regulation of transcription by RNA polymerase II. Gene Ontology annotation, molecular function: RNA polymerase II cis-regulatory region sequence-specific DNA binding; transcription factor binding; DNA-binding transcription factor activity, RNA polymerase II-specific. Gene Ontology annotation, cellular component: transcription regulator complex. The coding region runs from base 171 to 2096 and encodes 641 amino acids. The record is from RefSeq and is a predicted model, not a curated record. Lineage: Eukaryota; Metazoa; Chordata; Actinopteri; Clupeiformes; Clupeidae. The transcript has 7 exons.
UGAAGUUAACGAGAAGCUUAGCCUCUACCCUACCCUAAUUCCCUUAGCCUUGCCGGUUGCGUCUCUGCCUGAUUUUCUUUGCGCUGUAGACAAGGCGUGUGAGGUGUCUAUUUCGUGGCAGCUUUUCGAAUGGUCAUCGCUUUCCUAAAGUUAACGAUAAAAUAAAUCAGAUGACCUCUUUUUACGACGACAAAGUUCAUGCGCUCGAGUUGGCUGAAGAGCUCAGUCAAGUGAACUGCCAAGAUGACUUGGAGUUUGCCUACCUGUUUGAAUAUGAGCCGCCAAGCAGCGACUUCCCUGGGGAGAAUCGAGAUGAGCCAGGUCUCUCCACGCACAAAGUGCUUAGCUCCCCUGGCAGCCUCUCCUACACCCUGGAGGACACCGCUGGCUUUGGCCUCAAGUCCUGCAGCCCGUCCUAUAGUGAGCCAAACCCUGAAGGCUUGCCUGACUACGAGAGCUUUGAGGCCAAAGGCUUCCUGGGCCAGGCGCGUCCCUCCGGCGCUCCAGCUCUCAGUCCGCGCAUCGAGAUCACGCCGUCCCGUGAGCACUACAUCCAAGCACGCGACUCGCUGCAGGGUCAGCUGCUCAACACCAGCCCGCGGCAGGCGCUGACCGUGCCGGGACAAGACAGCCUGGCCUACCGCGAGCCGGCCUGCCUGAGCCCGGCCAGCAGCAACUCGUCCACCAGCUGGCACUCGGAGAGCUACUCGCCCUGGGCCUCGCCCUGCGUGUCGCCCAGCAACGGCCAGACGGCCGGCGACCUGUGCCCGCGCUUCCAGGGCAUCCAGACCAGCGGCGGCUCCCCGGGCACCUCCCCGCGCGCCAGCCUGACGGAGGACUGCGGGCGGCCCGCGCUCACCCUCCUCGCCCCGGCUCAGCUUCCACCUCCCAUGAGGGGCAAGCGCUAUCACAUGUACCGCAACCCCGGGCUCGUCGCCGGGCCACGCUCCCGCAGCCCCUCCCCCCACGCCGCCCAUGACCACCACCACCACCCAUCGGCCGUCAGUGGGGGCGUCCACUACGGGUCAGAGGUCAUCAACGGCUUUAACGUGGCCCAGCCCAGCUCCGUGCCCACCAAGAUCAUCAGGACGACCAACAGCAGCCAGGGGUACGGGGUCUACCCUGAAGCCCCCACUGAGAGCUACGUGUUGCCAUGCCAACAGGAUGUCAAAACCAAGCCUGAGUCCUUCUAUGUCAUCCCGCCUGCCAUCUGGACCAAACAGCUCCCAGCAAUCCCAGGCAUUUGCAGCAUCCCUGUGGCCUCUCUGCCUCCUCUGGAGUGGCCCCUGCCCAGUCGCACUGACCAGUAUGAGCUGUACAUCGAGGUCCAGCCCAAGCCACACCACCGCGCCCAUUACGAGACAGAGGGCAGCCGCGGGGCCGUCAAAGCCCCUACAGGGGGACACCCGGUAGUGCAGCUUCGUGGGUACCGGGGGAAGGAGCCCCUUGGGCUUCAGAUCUUCAUUGGCACCGCAGAUGAGCGCAUCCUCAAGCCACAUGCCUUCUACCAGGUGCACCGCAUCACCGGCAAGACCGUCACCACCUCCAGCUACGAGAAGAUCAUCAGCAGCACCAAGGUCCUGGAGAUCCCCCUCGAGCCUAAGAACAACAUGAAGGCAAUAAUUGACUGUGCUGGGAUCCUGAAGCUUCGUAAUGCAGACAUCGAGCUGAGGAAAGGCGAGACGGACAUCGGGCGUAAGAACACUCGUGUCCGGCUGGUGUUCCGGGUGCACAUUCCCCAGGCCAACGGCCAGCACGUGUCCCUGCAGGUGGCCUCCCACCCCAUUGAGUGCUCCCAGCGCUCAGCUCAUGAGCUGCCCAUGGUGGAGAAGCAGGAUCUGGAUGGCUGUAGUGUGCUGGGGGGCCAGCAGAUGAUCCUCACUGGACAGAACUUCAGCUCCGACUCCAAAGUCAUCUUCACCGAGAAGACCCCUGACGGGCAGCAGAUCUGGGAAGUAGAGGCCACAGUUGACAAAGACAAGAGCCAAACCGUAAGAGCUGCGCUGCUUUCUUUUACAUCACAGCUGAUUAGAUCUCUUAUCAAAUUCACUUGUAAAGUCAGGGGUUCCCCAAAAUCUCACCACAAAAAAAUGUAAAACCAUCUUUAUCCAA